Benincasa hispida (wax gourd) is the source of this 1524-nucleotide messenger RNA. RefSeq names its product homeobox protein SBH1. The record is from RefSeq and is a predicted model, not a curated record. Gene Ontology annotation, biological process: regulation of DNA-templated transcription. NCBI's taxonomy places the organism in Eukaryota, Viridiplantae, Streptophyta, Magnoliopsida, Cucurbitales, Cucurbitaceae. Gene Ontology annotation, molecular function: DNA binding; DNA-binding transcription factor activity, RNA polymerase II-specific. Gene Ontology annotation, cellular component: nucleus.
UUUUUUUUUUUUAAAACCCUCCUUCUGAUCCAUAACUGAGAUCUUUCUUACAAAUAUCACUGUUUUUUUCUUUUUUAAAAAACCCCAAAAGCCUGAACUUUUCGAAGCUAAAAUCCCGGGAGUGGAUUUAAUAGAAGAGAGAGAGAGAGAGAGAGAGUAAUAAUACUACAAGUUUGGGUUUGGAGCUGUUGUUAUUAUUUUAUUUUCAAUGGAUGGUCCAAGUGGAAGUUCUUCUGGAGGUAUGAUGAAUUUUGGUGAUCAAAAUAACAAUAAUAAUAAUAAUAAUAAUGGGUUAUGUUCGACGAUGAUGAUGAUGAUGCCAUUAAUUUCCUCUUCUCAACAAGGUGGAAAUGGGUCAUGUACUCCAUUUCUUUCUCUUCCUCCUAAUUACAACAACAAUAAUAAUACUUCUAAUAAUUCUAUUUGUAAUUACUUCAUGGAUUCAAACAACAACAACAACAACGAGAGUAGUAAUGGAGGCAAUUCUUGUUGUGAAGUGAAGGCUAAAAUCAUGGCUCAUCCUCAUUACCACCGUCUCCUGGCUGCCUAUGUCAAUUGUCGAAAGGUGGGGGCGCCGCCGGAAGUGGUGGCUGGGCUUGAAGAAGCGUGUGCAAGUGCAGCAAGAAUGAGUGGUAAUAGUAGUGGGUGUAUUGGGGAAGAUCCAGCCCUUGAUCAGUUCAUGGAAGCUUAUUGUGAGAUGCUUAUUAAAUAUGAACAAGAACUCUCUAAACCAUUUAGGGAUGCCAUGCUUUUUCUUCAACGAAUUGACUCCCAAUUCAAAGCGCUAUCUAUCUCCUCCUCUUACCCCCCUGCUUGUGGCGAGGCAUUUGAUAGGAACGGAUCAUCCGAAGAGGAAGUUGAUAUCAAUGGGAACUCGAUCGAUCCCCAGGCGGAAGACCGUGAACUGAAAGGUCAACUCUUGCGCAAAUACAGCGGAUACUUAGGCAGUCUGAAGCAAGAAUUCAUGAAGAAAAGGAAGAAAGGGAAGCUACCUAAGGAAGCCAGACAACAACUCCUGGAUUGGUGGAGCAGACAUUACAAAUGGCCUUAUCCAUCUGAAUCCCAGAAGCUAGCUUUAGCUCAAUCAACUGGGUUAGAUCAAAAGCAAAUCAAUAACUGGUUCAUCAAUCAAAGAAAAAGACACUGGAAACCAUCAGAAGAUAUGCAAUUUGUGGUGAUGGAUGCUGCUCAUCCACAGUAUUACAUGGACACUGUCUUAGGGAAUCCUUUUCCCUUGGAUAUCUCUCCUACUCUACUCUAAUUAAUUAAUUUGCACAUUGUUAUGAUUUUAAUAUAAUGUCACAUUAUAUAUAUGAUGAUGAUGGUGGUGAUGAUGGCCUUUUUAUUUUUCUUUUUUGUGUAUCAAUGUUUGAGGAAUGUUUCAACUGGUUUGAAAGAACAUAUAUAUGCCUUUUUAUUAUAUACUUCAUAUUAUAUGUUAGUCCCAACGGAGAAGUUGGUAGUUUAAACAUGUUGCAAGUCUUGGGGCUUAUGUGGUGUGUGAUUUGAUUUUAUUUGUAUGUA